Chionomys nivalis (European snow vole) is the source of this 1197-nucleotide messenger RNA. RefSeq names its product phosphatidylethanolamine-binding protein 2-like. The record is from RefSeq and is a predicted model, not a curated record. NCBI's taxonomy places the organism in Eukaryota, Metazoa, Chordata, Mammalia, Rodentia, Cricetidae. Gene Ontology annotation, biological process: negative regulation of MAPK cascade. The transcript has a single exon. Bases 301 to 591 code for a protein of 96 amino acids.
GCGUGAGUCUUCGUCCUCGUUGUCGCCAUGCCCGCCGACAUCAGCCAGUGGUCCGGGCCGCUGAGCCUGCAGGAGGUGGAGGAGCGCCCUCAGCACGCACUGCGGGUCGCCUAUGCCGGGAUGGAGGUGGACGAGCUGGGUAAAGUGCUGACGCCCACCUAGGUUCAGAAUAGGCCCAGCAGCAUUUCGUGGGAUGGCCUUGACCCAGGGAAACUCUACACCCUGGUCCUCACCGACCCGGAUGCUCACAGCAGGAAGGACCCCAAAUUCAGGGAGUGGCACCAUUUUCUGGUGGUCAACAUGAAGGGCAAUGACAUCAGCAGCGGCAAGGUCCUCCCUGAUUACGUGGGCUCUGGGCCUCCCAGUGGCACAGGCCUCCACCGCUACGUCUGGCUGGUGUACGAACAGGACAAGCCACUGAACUGUGAUGAACCCAUCCUCAGCAACAGGUCAGGAGAUCAUCGCGGCAAGUUCAAGGUGGCGGCCUUCCGCAAGAAGUAUCACCUGGGAGCCCCGGUGGCGGGCACAUGUUACCAGGCGGAGUGGGACGACUACGUGCCCAAGCUGUAUGAGCAGCUCUCUGGGAAAUAGAGGCGCGUGGAGGCCAGCGGUCCUGGGGACCCCCACAGUAUUGUUGAGUUGUACAAAGCAUGCUGUUUCUCCUCCUUCCUUCCUACCCCCUCGCAGGGAGUCCUGAGCUGUGCUAGGAUAGAGGUGUAGGGUGACUUCCCACUGCCCAUCCUUAGGAUUCUAAUAAUCGUAUCCAGGUUUGUGUUUGCUCGAAUUUAGUCUCCAUCUAGGGGGUGUUUGGUGUUCUGAUGGAGUCCUUGUAUUGUUAAUUUAAGAUUUGCAACUCUGAAAAGUAAAGACACUCUGCCCCAUGUGAGGGUGAGGGCUAGUGUUGUCUGUACGUGGUUUGACAAGGACUUGCCCAGAACCAGGCAUGGUGGCAUCUUCUGAGAUGUGUUUUUAAAGUUCUGUCCCCAACUGGGACAACACAAGGCUUCCAUUUCAGCUGGGGCAGGCGGCUGCACAGGUGUUGGUGUCCUGUAGCUCUAAAGAACAGGGCUACUGUGCUGAGGCGAGGCCCCAGAGAGAGGGCUAAGUCUUGCUUCUCAGCAUGAGUAAAAGUUCCUGGAGUUGCUUGGUGUGUUAAUCUUGUCUGUACAUCAUCAAAUAAAAAUAAAGGCAUUGAAU